Messenger RNA from Paramuricea clavata, 211 nucleotides. The record is from the annotation of a GenBank genome assembly. NCBI's taxonomy places the organism in Eukaryota, Metazoa, Cnidaria, Anthozoa, Malacalcyonacea, Plexauridae.
CAACGAGACAAGAAAUGUUUUAAAGAUCAACGAAUGUGGUUACAGCAUGAAGCUUUGUGUCAAGGACAUCUUCAGGAAACGGGAACAUUCAGAAAAGCGUUAUGGCAGAAACUUUCCUCAAUUGUUUCUCCAAUUUUAUCUGAAGUCAUUGCGUACAGUGAUCAAAAUCACAACCUCGAUUUAUUAUGCAAAGGAAAUGAAUGGCAAAUAA